Thlaspi arvense is the source of this 885-nucleotide messenger RNA. The record is from the annotation of a GenBank genome assembly. NCBI's taxonomy places the organism in Eukaryota, Viridiplantae, Streptophyta, Magnoliopsida, Brassicales, Brassicaceae.
AUGUUAAUCAAAUGGCUCAAAAUUGGUCUCUACUCAUUGUUUGUACUUUCCGGCGGAUCAGUUGCCACACUCUUGAGUUUGCACUUUGAGAAAGGCGGCAAGAGCAAAUGGCUAGCUUCCCUUGUUCAAUUUGUGGGCUUUGUGAUCCUCCUCCCCUUUCUUCUCAUCUCACCCAAAAGACCUUUGACAGAAGAAGGAUACCAACGUCCAAACAAGCCCUCUGCUCUUCUUCUUACAUCCAUCUAUCUCGCAUUUGGAGUGUUCCAAGCAGGAGGUGGCUUGUUGUCUAUAGUGGGAGUCAAAUACCUUCCUGCCUCCACAUAUUCCCUCGUCUCCACAAGCCAAUUGGCCUUCACCGCCCUCUUCUCUUUCUUCAUCAACGCACAGAAGCUCACUCCUUUCAAAAUCAAUUCUCUGGUUGUCCUCCCUAUCUCCUCCGUUCUCCUUGUUGUCAACACCAGCUCUUCAGGAUCUUCAGUCCCCAAAGGAAAGUACACACUCGGUUUCUUGUGCACUGUCGCAGCAUCAGCAAGUGCUGCCUUGGCGGUCACUUUGGCACAGCUAUUCUACCGAAAGUCGCUAGAAGCAAGCUGUGCCAUGGUGUUAGGGCUUUUCGCAAGCGGGGAAUGGAAGGGGCUGAGGAAGGAGAUGGAUGACUAUGAGUCGGGAAAAGUGUCAUACCUCACUUCGUUUGGGGCCGUAGGCCUAAUCUUCAAUGUGUCCUCCCUCUUCAGCAAUGCGAUUGGUACUCUAACCCUACCCAUAGUCCCUGUAGGUGCUGCUAUUUUCUUGCAUGACAAGAUGAAUGGAAUUAAGGAUUUCAAGAGCGGAAUGAAACAGCUUCUGUACGUAGCUCCUGAGGAUUCCUCCAAUGAGAGCUGCUAG